Diorhabda carinulata is the source of this 1945-nucleotide messenger RNA. Its product is annotated as glucose dehydrogenase [FAD, quinone]-like. The record is from RefSeq and is a predicted model, not a curated record. Bases 38 to 1915 code for a protein of 625 amino acids. Gene Ontology annotation, molecular function: oxidoreductase activity, acting on CH-OH group of donors; flavin adenine dinucleotide binding. Lineage: Eukaryota; Metazoa; Arthropoda; Insecta; Coleoptera; Chrysomelidae. The transcript is spliced from 3 exons.
AAUCGAAUCGUUUGUAUAAAAGACUGUUGACCUAGUUAUGACACUAGUCAAUAUGGGUUAUCCAAAAAUAUACUUAUUAAUAUUACCAUUAUUCAUAUCAUCUCGCAUUAAUAUAUGUGAAGCACAAAAAAGUACCUUGGAUUAUUUUGUAGACCUUAUAAAUACUUCGAUCAAAGAAUCUUCAAAUUACAAAUUUCCUACGAAUGCAUAUGAAUAUAAACCAAAAGAUGAUAAAGUGAAGGAUUAUGGUACUUACGAUUUUGUCAUAAUUGGCGCUGGAGUAACCGGCAGUGUGGUGGCAAAUAGAUUGUCGGAAAUAACUAACUGGAAAGUUUUACUAAUAGAAGCCGGAGAUUAUAGUGAUGGGGGCUUCAUUCAAAUCCCAGGUUUUUUGCGACAGCAUAAAUCUUCUAAAUAUAAUUGGGAAUAUCCAUCGGUGCCGCAAAAAAAUAUGUGCCUUGGUAGUGUGAAUCAAACAUGUGAAAUAAGUCGUGGAAAAGGCGUAGGGGGCGGUUCUCUUGUUAAUGAAAUAAUAUAUAGCCAUGGUCCUUCCGAACAAUACAAUAGAUUAGCUAGUAAACUGAAUGACCCUUCGUGGAAUUUUAAAAAUCUCUUACCUUACUUCAAAAAAACCGAGCAUUUCAGUUGGAGAAAUACGAAAGCACCAAUAGACUUAUCCUAUCACGGUCAAGUGGGUUUACUACACAAUGAGCAUGGUUUACCAGAUAGCGUUUUUAACCAACCCUUCUUUGAGGCGAACAAAGAAAUGGGAUAUGAAAUAAUCGAUUAUAAUGGACCAAACAUGAUAGGACCUUCUUAUAUUCAACGUUUCAUUAAAAAUGGAAAGCGACAAGAUUUUGGAUCUGUUUUUGUAACACCGUUCCUUGGACGACCCAGCUUAAAAGUAACUCAAAACAGUUACGUUAUCAAAAUAGAAAUCAAUAAUGUUACUAAAGUUGCCGAGAGCGUUUUAUUCACCAAAGAUGGUGAAAUUUAUAGAGCGAAAGCUACUAAAGAAAUUAUAUUAUCCGCUGGUAGUAUAGCUAGUCCUCAAAUUCUCAUGCUUUCAGGCAUAGGUCCACAGAAACAUUUGAAAGAGUUAAAUAUACCUGUAAUAGAAAAUUUAGCAGUAGGAGAUAACUAUCAAGAUACUUUAAUUGCAGUUCUACCUUUCAUGUCUAGUUUUAAAUACUAUCAACCAUCCCUCCGCGAACAACUGAAAGAAUAUUUCAAUGGUACUGGUGCUUUAUCAUUUCCUCCAUCGUUACCUCAACUUGUAGGAUUUUAUCAAUUGAAUAAAACAGAGACUGGUAUACCAGAUCUGGAAUUUUUCACAUUGGUUGGCUUAGACUUGAAAGCUUUAAUGCAAGAUAAGCCAAAAUAUUCCAAUAACACGUUAUUGAUAUUAGGUGUUGAAUAUUUUCCCACUAAAUCUAUUGGCUCGGUAAGACUGGCAAGUAAUAAUCCAUAUGAUUAUCCCUUAAUAAAUCCUAACGGAUUCUCUGAUGAGCAUAAUGAAGAUUUAGAAGGUUUAUAUCAAAGUGUGGAGUUCAUUUUUAAGCUAGUUAAUUCCGGACCAUACAAAAAAUAUCAAUUAAAAUCUUUAAAUGUUCCUGUUCCGGCUUGUUCAACAAUUCAAGGUAAAGGAAGAGAGUACUGGCAUUGUGCAUUGAAACAAAAUGCUAUACCUGGAUUACAUAUGGUGGGUACCUGUGCUAUGGGUACUGACCCUAGCAAAGGAGCCGUAGUUGAUUCGAAUUUGAAAGUAUUUGGAGUCAAUAAUUUAAGAGUUGCCGACUGCAGUGUAUACCCGAAUAAUAUUGCGGGGCAUUCCACAAUUCCCUGUGCAACUAUAGGAGAGAAAAUAAGCGAUGUUAUUAAAAAAGAUUAUGGAGAAACUGUGUACUUGAAUUAAACGUAUUUAAAUAAAUCAUUUUCUAUGAAA